Messenger RNA from Nicotiana attenuata, 1038 nucleotides. RefSeq names its product 1-aminocyclopropane-1-carboxylate oxidase 4-like. The transcript has 7 exons. The coding region runs from base 1 to 1038 and encodes 345 amino acids. Lineage: Eukaryota; Viridiplantae; Streptophyta; Magnoliopsida; Solanales; Solanaceae. The record is from RefSeq and is a predicted model, not a curated record.
AUGGAAGUCUUUAAUGAUUUCCGUCAAUUUGCAAAAUAUGAGGAUCGGGGGCCAAUUAGGAUGUUGUCUUACUCCAUCAUUGGAUGUCCAAAAUAUGACACACUUGUCAAUGAUUUCUUUAGUAAAGCAAGUAAAUUUAAGGUUUUCAAAGUGAAUCAAUCAUAUCUUCUCCAAUCUUCAUCCAAAGUUAAUGUUAACGACAUUGUCAAUCUGUUGCCUUCUUCGCAAUCGCGGACUCGACCCCGCGUUCGCAUAGCUUUGGACUCUCCCAUCUUCGCGUUCGCGGAAAGGCAGUUCGCGUACUUACAGCCCUUUCUCAAUCGCGUUCGCGUCCCCUUUUUACGAGUUCACAGGGUAUCUGCCAAAGUUGAAGACAUUGUACAUGCAGAUUUUGUUAAAUUUAAAAUAAAGAUGAAGAAAAAUAUUAAAGAUAAUCGAAUAAAGAUGAAGAAACAUGUGAAGAACUCUGUUAAGGAUAUUAAUCAGAAGCUUGAUAUUGUUCUAAAGUUUAUUCAAAAUGUUAAAAAAGGAAAGGAACAUCAUGAUGGCUUGUUGAAUGAUGAAGAUGAAAGCAAUGAAUUACAAGAUUUUCCAGAUUUUCAAAUGACAAACAUGACAAAAGCNACAGUACUAGAGACAAUUGAAUCCUACUCAGAAGAAGUAAAGGAGCUAGCAAUGAAAGUUUUGAAACUGUUGGGUAAAGCUCUGGGGGUUGAAGCAGAAGAAGUAAACAACCUUUUUGAAAAAGGGAUGCAAUCAAUGAGAAUGAAUUAUUAUCCACCAUGUCCAAAACCAGAACUUGUGAUGGGACUUUGCCCUCACUCUGAUGCAUGUGCCUUAGCCAUCCUUCUUCAAGUCAAUGAAACUGAUGGUCUUCAAAUUAGGAAAGAUGGAAUUUGGAUUCCCAUUUUACCCCUCCCCAAUGUCUUCAUAGUCAAUGUUGGAGACUCUUUGGAGGUACUUUCUCCAUUCAAUUUCCACUACUUAUUACUCCCUCCUCCGUCUUAUUUUAUGAAGGUGUUAGGGACAUCUUUGUGA